This is a messenger RNA of Etheostoma cragini (Arkansas darter), 4636 nucleotides long. It is a transcript of the gene plekha6, whose product is annotated as pleckstrin homology domain containing, family A member 6. The record is from RefSeq and is a predicted model, not a curated record. The transcript is spliced from 27 exons. The coding region runs from base 179 to 3868 and encodes 1229 amino acids. NCBI's taxonomy places the organism in Eukaryota, Metazoa, Chordata, Actinopteri, Perciformes, Percidae.
AGAGAGAGAGAGAGAGAGAGAGAGAGAGGCAUGCAGUCUGAAGGAGAGAGAAGAGGACAGUGGUGUGUAUCUGUCCCACUGCUCUCCACCUCUCUGUUCAUCUCUCCAUUGCUCCUCCAUCUGUCCGUCCGCCGGUCCCGUCUCCUGCACUGUCGGUACAUGACGGAUCCAGGGGAGGAUGUUGAAGUUCCGUGUGGACAGGAGAGUCAGUCAACAUGACCCCAGUAGACCAGCUGGACCAGCAGUGAGCCCGAUCCAGCUGGAAGAGCCUGCAACCAUACACUCCUAUCUUCAGCACUGUGAUUUGGAUAUGAAUGGGAAGGUGAACACUAAUGCUGAGAAGAUCACUCACUCCAAAAGUGCAAAUAUGGUGUCAGACCUGUCCCCAGAAGGCCAGUCUUACACCCGGACAUCUCGUACUCCCAGAGGUGCUCCCAGAACAGCCACGUUUGGGAAGCGCUCCAACUCUAUGCGCAGGAAUCCCAAAGCCCCAGUCAGCAAACAGGGAUGGCUUUACAAGCAGGCCAGCAGUGGAGUGAAGCAGUGGAACAAGAGGUGGUUCGUCCUGGCUGACAGAUGUCUCUUCUACUACAAAGACGAGAAGGAGGACACAGUGUUAGGGAGUUUGCCGCUGCUUAGUUUCCGAAUUGGAGGAGUGGAGCCUUCGGAUAACAUCACCCGCAAGUUUGCCUUUAAGGUGAAUUCGGAGAAAGAGGAGGGUGAGGACAACGAGUUGAAGGAUCCUGUUGUGUUUUGCAUGCAGGCGGAGCACGCCGGCACCAGGACAUACUACUUCAGCGCAGACAGCCAUGAGGAACAGGAAGGGUGGAUUAGAGCCAUGAGCGAGGCUGCAGAGGUCAUCAUCCAGCCAACACAAAGAAUGAACUCGGAUGCCACAGAUGACGUCAACCACACCAUGGUGACCAAGGCACCCAACCCACAAACCCCGCAGCAUCCACACUCACAAGCACACAAUGAAAUGGACAAUGACUUCCCCUCCUACCCUAAACUCAACGGGGUGAACAACCUUGAUACACCCCCGCCCUUCACCCCCCGCUCCGACCAGGAGGGGACAAAGGACUACGGCAGACGAGGAGAAGGCGGCGGAGUAGGCGGCGGAGGCGGCGAAGAUGAAGGCGGAGGACCUGGUCCUGACCAUGCCCCUCACCCGAGUCAACAUCCAAACGGUUGGAGCAACUACGAGACUCGCAAUGCCGCGCCCCUUAACAGCCACAGCCAAGCCCCGCUCUCCAGGAGUCACAGCGGACGCCGUACCCCUCAGGGACAUCCGGAGGGGGGUGUCGGCCCAACGCGGGACCCCAGGGAGCAGCAGGACAAUGUGGUGCUGAGGAGGGGCUUUGUGCCGCGGACGGCUCCAGAGAGGGUGGCCCAGAGGAAGAGCUCCAUGGCCCAGCUGCAGCAGUGGGUCAACCAGCGGCGGGGCAUGGCCUCACAGGAGGACCUCACCAGCCCGUCUCGUUACUACCCAGUGAACCGGGGGGUCCCUGGUGACUACUAUGGCUACCCUGGUGGACCGCAGUAUGUGGAGGAGUACGCCUUGUACCCGCCGGGGGUCCGACCCGACAGUAUCUGCUCCGUCUCUACUUCGGGCGGCUACGACCGGCGCUGGACUGUGGAGGAGAAGCGCCACUCGCUGAGGGACGGACCACAUCAGCUGUACGGACCCACAAUCCCCAGGGAGCAGUGGAGGCCGCAGUGCUAUGGUGGAAUGGAAACAUCCAUGAGACGUCUGUCUAUCCAGCCGCGUUCCAGGUCCGUGCCCAGGUCUCCGUCCUCGUCAUCCUACUCACCCAACUUUGCCUCACCGGCCCGGUCGCCGUCUGCUCGCUUUGACCGCUUUCAAAGGGGGAUGAGGGACGACAUGAUCUAUGCUGAUCCAUCCGUCUACAGCCUGCGGAGAUCCCUCAGCUCGCCCAAGUAUGACUACCCUGGUGAUAGGAGGUCCUUAAGCCAAGGAUUAUACCACUACAACUACCCUGUAUCCCCUUCCAUCCACAAUAAAAUGGAGGACAUGUUAGAUCUACAGCUGCAGCGCAACCUGGAUUACUUAGACCAACAGGUGCUCGAGGGAAGCCACCUAAUUGGCACGGUUCGCAGAAUGGUGGAGCGCUCAUCCUCAACAGCAAAGCUCUGUAUACAAGUACCUCCCUUCCAUGAUGUCUACAGCAGAGAGUUACAUCCUACCCUGAAGCUCAACGAGAUUGAAACCAGUAAACUCUUGGGUCGACUGUGUGAGCAGAGCCAGAUUCUGAAAGACCACGAGGCGGUUGUCCACCGACUGAGAAUGGACAAGGACAGCCUAGAGGAGGCGCUGGUGGCGACUCAUCAGGAGAUGGAGCUGUACCAUAACCAGCCGUUGGCCAUGGAGAAACUGCGCUUCAAAAAGGAAACCCUGCAGAACCAGCUCAUCAACAUCAGAGGGGAGCUCUCCCAGGCCUCCAGCGCUUUAACCACCAAUCGUAUGGAGUUUGAAGCAUUGGAGGAUGAGGCCAAUGCCAUUCAUGGAGAUCUAUGGGAGCAGCUUAAUGCAGGAGGGCAGAGUGAACUGGUACGUAGGCACAUCCAGAAAGAGUUUUGGAGAGUCCAGGAUGUAUUGGAGGGACUGCACAAGAAUAACUCAUCCAGAGGCACUGACACAGCCAAGCACAGAGUGGCCAGUGGUGCAUCAGGCUCCUUUAGCACCAAUAGUCCAGCCAGUCCCCUGAGCUCAGUAAGCCUCACCAGCCCGCUCAGCCCCUUCUCCCCAGUGCCCGGCUCCCAGGCCUCCCCCACCAAACAGCUGGGCCCGGAGGAAAGUGUUCCCCCAAGGCCUCCCCUCCCCAAGUCUUAUUACCCUUUGGAGCCCUCCCCUACCUUCCCUCCCUCCGUCCCUCCCCUGCCCUUUGACAGCGCCACCUGGCUACGCAGCUUGGGCAUCGAUGACGGUUACCUUGAUGGUGAAGAUUCUCACAUCAGAAAGCCCAAAUUUGGAGAACACAACAACAUCAGUGACAUGCAAGACCAGGUCCAGGAUAGACAAUCCACCAUGAAUAAAGUUGGCAUUGUCCCUCCUAGAACGAAGUCCCCCACCGACGAAUCACACGGCAGCUCUGCUAGAGUUUCCCGCCAUAAUGGCAGAGUGCCUAAUGGAAUCUCUAGGGAGCGGCCGAAGAGCGCUGUGUUUCCCGCGGAGCUGAAGUCGAAGAUGAGCGUGCAGGAGCAGAAUGAGCGAAUCCGACGCAACCAGAGCAGCUCUGUGAGGGAAAAGAGGCGAAGUCUAAACCUCUCAGGUGGCCAGUCUACAUCCAACUACAAAGUGAUCCGAAGGCGGCUGACAGCUCACGAGAUUGACAUCAAAGACCUGGAGGCAGCAGUUCGAGGCCCGGGGCAGGAGUCACCUCGGCAAGAGAUCGCUCGCCUGAGACGGUUAACGGCUGAACCAGAACCCUACGACCUGGACCUCAGCAGAGAGGUGCAUUUGUUCCAGCUGAUGACUCCGGACAAGGUUCUGAUCCCGGAGCGCUAUCUGGACGUGGAGGACAACACUCCUCUCAGUCCCGAGGAACAGAAGGAGAAGCAGAAGAAAGUGGAGCGGAUCAAGACCCUCAUUGCCAAAUCGAACCUGCAGAACAUGGUUCCUGUGCUGGACGGCCCUGUGGAUGGCGGGGCUCCAGCCAGCUCCCAGCAGCAGUUGCAAGAGCAGGAGAAACGUAUUGAGAUCUCCUGCGCUCUGGCUGCCGAGGCCUCUCGUCGCAGCCGCCUUCUCUCUGCCCAGUGCGCCCCCAGCACCCCCACCUCCCCAACUAGCCUGGCCCCUCCCCCUUCCUCUGCUGACUUCCCCAACUCAGCCCACACCAUGAUGGCGUGAGUCAUGCAAGCUCAAGCCUUGGCUGCUGUGAAGUUUGACGGAGCAUCUUUCUGAGGAUUCACCGGACAAACUACAACAAUGAGGAUGGUCCCCGGACAAAUUAAUCAUUUCUUUAUAGCACCUAAACUCAACUUCAACACAAGCACGGAAAGCUUUCAGAGGAGGUUACUAGGAGGCAAGAGACAAUUUCAAAUCCUGAUUGGAAGCUAUACAGACUUGUGAGCUCACCUUCCCCAAUUCCAUCCAACUCACGGUGGUCUCCUGCAAUGUGUGCUCUGUGGCACCAAGGAAGGUUCCAGAUCUUCUACCAGCUUCAAGGUGUGAAAUAUUUCUCUAUAAUUUUGCUCAGGACAAAAUCCACAAAGAAGAGAUUACAGAUGAACUACAGUACGAUGAUGAUGAGAUAUUUUACACGUAUAAAGACAAAAUGUACAUAUGAGAUACCCACACUGAAGAGUAAGAGGGAAGAGAGCUGCAGAGAUAAAUCAAGAGAAAGAGUAUGGGAAGAGGCCAGAUGGACGUCUCUGAGGUUGACUGGUAGACAAAAGCCUCACGGACUAAAACCUACAGAGAGGCUUUGAACAUGCUUCUGGACACUAAAAGCCACACUAAUGUUUCUACUGUAAUCAUCUAAUCUCCUUGGAAUAUACAGUGGCUUGUGGCCCAGUAAGGAGUGGUGCUCAGUGACAGACAGAUUGACAUAUUCUGACACCUUAACAACAUACAACUGAGCAAAAUAAGAGUGAAGCCUUUCAUCUUUUGUAAAAA